AUGUCAUCUGGAAAAGUGGUCACUCCACUAGACUGCGCUGAGGUCCGAUGGUUUCAUGGGGAGACAAACGACCAGGAAACGAAAUGGUUGCCAUUUUCCGGCAGGGAUUCUCUGAAAAUCGAAAUUGUCUAUCGAAAAAGUCACAAUAUCGAACUAGACAAAGCGAUUCAAAGCAUCAAGGACGACGCUUUAACCCACCAUUUAAAAUUUGUGGCCACGUCUUCAUUCCUCGGAAUAACUGCAGAGGAUGAUGAGAAAGUGUACGUGCUCAAUGGACAGUACUCCGUGAAUUUUGAUCAUAUGGAAUUGGAGUCUCUUUAUUGGAAGGAUGACACGAAGCAAAUUCGUCGAGGAACUUGGUUUUUGAAGGGGGUGGAGCCGGUGAAAGGAUCGCUUUCGGACGAGAUUGAGAGGCAUCAUUUGGAGAGGUUUGGAGGAGGGAAGGCAGGGAAAGCUUCCACUAAACUAACCGUCGGCAAUUACGAAAUCACCUGGAAAUCCGCCACCGACGUAUUUCUUGUCAGAUACCUGGACAGCAAUAUUCUAAAUAUUUUACUACCUAAUCCCUCCCAACCAUUGACACGUGGCUAUAAGGAAAGAGCGGAUUGGAAUGACUACUUUGAAAUUUCGCAUCUGGUAUUUGUAACUCAUGGAAUCGGACAUCGGAAGAAGAAGAAUUUGAUACUAGAGAGCACUAAUGAACUUCGCAACCAAUUCGAGUUAACAAUGACUGAAAACUAUGCCAAGGAGAAAACCCGCCCACUGUUCGUGCCAAUCGAAUGGAGAUCUUCUUUCCUCUCUGAUCACGCUCUAGAUGAGAUCAUGGUCGAUGACGAUGGUAAAGUGCGGGAGAUUUUCCAUCAGUACGCUGCAGAUGUCAUGUUUUAUCAAAGCUCGUUUUACAGAACAGAGAUAGUCCGCGCGCUUGUCUCCCAACUCAACCACAAAUAUAAACUCUUCAAAACUAGCAAUCCUCGAUUCACCGGACCUGUCUCCAUCCUUGCUCACUCCCUUGGUUCAAUCAUCUGCUUUGAUAUUCUCACUCAUUACUCUCCAUUGAGUUUCCAUGACAAUUAUAUUCUUCACUCGAUUGAUGAAUUCCUAAAACGGGAGAAUAUCAGUAGUGAGGAGCGGAAAGAAUUGACAAGUAUGAAACAGGAUAGAGAGAAACUAAGGGAUCGAUCAGUUCUGAAUAAUUUGAUUAAAAAAGAUCAACAAUUGGAUUUCGAGGUCAAGAAUUUCUUUGCUGUGGGCUCCCCCAUCGCCCUGUUUAUCAAUUUACGUGGCGAGUUUUCCACGAAUUUCCACAGUAAGACUGCAAAUUUCGAGCGGAUUUUCAACAUUUUUCAUAAGAAGGAUCCGGUGGCUUAUCGGAUCGAACCGUUCUUUGAUAGAAAGUUUAAGUUCGUUGGGUCAUAUCCAUUGAACCAAACCGUCGGAGUGCCCUAUGAACUUGGAAAUAUAUAUCUGAUGUCAAAGUUCAAAGAAAUUUAUGAAAAGAAGAUUGAGCACAAAGAAAAAGAGUUAGAGAGCAAGAAAUACACAAAAGAGUGGAAUGAUCUACUUCUGGAGAAGAUUGAUUUGAAGGAUCUGAAAGAAUGGGAAGGAGUGGAUUUGGAUGACGAACUGGUUAAAUUGAAGUUGAUCGAAAAGUUAGGGGAUUGGACGUUGGCUGGAAAGGCGUUGGGAUCGAAGUUGGGGCUGGCGCAUCGCAUUGAUUUCGAGUAUGAUACCGAAAGCAUUCUGGAACGCUUCACUUCUCACAUCGCCUACUGGGAUAAUCCGAUUUUUUCCGCUUUUCUUGCUAAUGUUAUUUAUGGUAAACCAAAUAAGUAA
Messenger RNA from Caenorhabditis remanei, 1836 nucleotides. RefSeq lists its product as uncharacterized. The record is from RefSeq and is a predicted model, not a curated record. The transcript has 6 exons. Gene Ontology annotation, molecular function: metal ion binding; glycerophospholipase activity. Gene Ontology annotation, cellular component: cytoplasm. Bases 1 to 1836 code for a protein of 611 amino acids. Lineage: Eukaryota; Metazoa; Nematoda; Chromadorea; Rhabditida; Rhabditidae.